AACGCUCCAAAGAUGAAGCCCGUUAUAGUUAUUCUAUGUCUCUUCGUGGCAUCUCUGUAUGCUGCAGAUUCCGACGUCCCUAACGACAUUCUGGAGGAGCAGCUUUACAAUAGCAUCGUCGUUGGCGAUUACGACAAUGCGGUUGAAAAGAGCAAGCAUUUAUACGAGGAGAAGCAGUGCGAAGUCAUCUCAAAUGUAGUGAACAAAUUGAUACGAAACAACAAGAUGAACUGCAUGGAGUACGCCUAUCAACUUUGGCUCCAGGGCUCCAAGGAAAUCGUCCGGGAUUGUUUCCCAGUUGAGUUCAGACUUAUCUUCGCCGAAAACGCGAUUAAGCUUAUGUACAAGCGCGACGGUCUCGCUUUGACGCUGAGCAAUGAUUUUCACGGCGACGAUGGCAGACUUGCCUUCGGCGACGGCAAGGACAAAACAAGCCCGAAAGUCAGCUGGAAGUUCAUUGCUCUGUGGGAGAACAACAAGGUCUACUUCAAAAUCUUGAACACUGAGCGUAACCAAUAUUUGGUAUUGGGAGUCGGUACUAACCCGAACGGCGACCACAUGGCCUUCGGAGUCAACAGCGUCGAUAGUUUCAGAGCCCAGUGGUACCUGCAGCCCGCUAAUUACGACAAUGACGUCUUGUUCUACAUCUACAACCGUGAAUACAGCAAGGCUUUGACACUGUCGAGGACGGUUGAGCCCUCGGGUAACCGCAUAGCCUGGGGAUACAAUGGUAGAGUGAUCGGAAGUCCCGAACAUUACGCUUGGGGUGUUAAGGCAUUUUAAGUUAUAUUUUAAAUAUUCACGAAACCCAACCAGAAUGAGUAGCAAUGAAAUAUUAUUUGGAGAAUAAAAUACAGAUUUUUGGUAUUCU
This is a messenger RNA of Bombyx mandarina (wild silkworm), 871 nucleotides long. Its product is annotated as low molecular mass 30 kDa lipoprotein 19G1-like. Lineage: Eukaryota; Metazoa; Arthropoda; Insecta; Lepidoptera; Bombycidae. The record is from RefSeq and is a predicted model, not a curated record.